UCAUGACACCAGCUCGAGCGGACAGAUACAGAAACGCACUUUAUGAAUUCUGUGUUCUGGAUUAUUCAUAGUUCCCUUCACUUUAGGAGUAAGCGGAAUCAUUGAGCAAAAUGGUAUUGAUUCACAUUUCAAAUAAAAUAUUAACAGCUACUCUACCAGUCAAAAGUUUUCGAAUAGUAAGCUUUGUAAUGUUUUUAAAGAAGUCUCUUCUGCUCAGCAAGCCUGCUUUUUGAGUUAAAAUCUUGAGAAUAAAAAUGUAAUUAUUUAUUAUUUUGUUGAAAACAGCUGAGCAGAAUUUUUUUAGGUUUCUUUGAUGAAUAGAAAAUUCAUAAGAACAGCAUUUAUCUGAAAUAGAAAUCUUUUGUAGCAUAGUAAAUGUUCUUAUCUGUUAAAUAAAAGUUUCAUGUCAUUCCAGACAGACUGAUGAUGAUCAGAUCAGAUCUCUGUGUGCAGCACAAAAAGGCCCUUAAUGGGUUAACUCCUGCGUACCUAACUAGUCUUCUACCACGCUACGAUCCAUCACGCUUGAACACAUCAUUCUUGCUUUGGUUGGAUCAGCAGCUACGCUAAUUUUUCUCUAUUUCCGGGAUUUACAUCCCGUGGUAACUAGGAUUUACACAAGCUCCAGUCUGGAUCCAGAACACCUGAGAAGAGAUGAUGCCAACCCCUCAGAGGACCUCAGAUGAUGCUAACCCAGAGACAACAUACAGAACUACCACAUUUCGAUAUAAGUUUGAUUGCAUCAUAUAAUAAUUGCUGUUAAUAGUGUUCACCGUCUGUGUGAUUACGUCACUGACUGCAUGAAGUUUACAGUAUUUCUGACAUCAUGGACAUCAAGUUGAUACAGUCACCACUGAUAAGCUACUUCUAAAUAUAAUAGAAACUUUAAUUUUCUGUAAAGCUGCUUUACAACGAUUUGUAUUGUGAAAAGCACUGUACAAAUAAGCGUGAAUUGAAUUAUUACAAUUAAUGGCAAAAUGAAUGUUUGGAAAUGUAAACUGAUAUUUCCUACUGACACACUACAGCGAAAGAUAGAAAUAACUGACUUUAAACCAUUUUUUAGCUGCUUGAAAUACUAGUGUUUAAUCAUUUUGGCCAGCACUGUAUCUUCUGGUGGUGUGCUUCAUUUGUAGUAUGUGUUGCAUAAAAGCAAUAAAACUCCUUAAAUCAUGAGAGUACAGUCAUGCAUUCUUUUCUCUUUUAUUAAUGAGGCAAUUCCAGUUUUCUAUGGUAAAUGUCUAAUUGUUUUUGAGUUUAAAAGAACUAUCCACACUAGCAUCUGAUGCUUGAUUUGUAUCCCGGGAACUUUUCAGUGUUAGAACGCUGCAGACAUGAUGAACUGAACAGAGUGAUAUUAAUAAUAAUAUUAUGCAUCAGAACAGUAGCUCUGGGUUCUGCUGAUGUGGAAGUAUGCUUAUGUCUUCUAACGAAAUGUUUCCGUGUCAUCAAAACUUGCAAAACAAACUCCAGUGCCUCUGAGAGCUAGCCAUGCUCAGUUUUCUAGAUGAAUGCAUUAUUUAGUUAAACAAACAACUGGUAAAUAUAAUACAAAAACAAUGCAAAGUCGCUUUGGAUAUAAGUGCAGGUUAAAUCUAUUGAAUGCAUGAUGUGUUAGGAUCAGUCAGUGAUUGAGGAGGGAAUCCUCGAACAAUCCCAUCGAUUAAAAUGUUGUACGUUUCUGUCUACAAGCUUAAAUUGUGUUUAAAAGACAAUAUGAAUGAAAUCUGAAUGAGUGAAAUUAACUUUUAAUGAAACAGACACACUGAAAAAGACAGUGUCUGUAUAAACAGAAGGAUUCACUCUGAAUUUGGAGCUGUAGUGGAAACUGAAGUUUUGGAGUCAGCUGAAAAUGAAAGAGUGUUUUUGUACAUGAUGAAAUAUUUAUGACAGUCGAGGGCUGUUCUGUGGUAAAGCUUGUCUUCAGCAGAGAGCCAGAAAUGUGUGUAUUUGCAAGAUGUUACAGUAGAUUUACUCAUUUGUUCCUUGCAUCACCUGUUUACACGAAGCUGUGCUCGCAGCCUGCAGUUACAUCACAAAACUUUGAUUUCUUUUCUUCAGCCAAUAAAAGACCAGUUCUAUUUGUUGACCCAAAAGAACUGCCACAAUUGGUUGUGUCCAAACGUCCCACCUCUGUGUCCCGCGGGAGAGACACUAAACUAAGGACACGUCUAAGUUGUGUGAUGGUCAGACAGACUUUGAGGAUCGAAGCAGGACACCUCUGUAUUGAGCGAGCAGUGGCUCAUUUCAUCAUCAUGUCAAACACCUCAGCUCUGAGCCUGAACUCCAGCAUCUCUGGGUGGCGCCGUCCGCUCUGGUACCAGUAUGAAGUGUGUGCAGACGCUCCUCAUUGGUUCAUCUUCUACUUUGGAGUCAAAGUAUUGAACCUGGUUGCAGGAUUCCCAAUGAAUGCCCUCGUUUUGUGGCAGAUUCUGAGGAAGAAGAGUGAAGGCUCGACGUCAGACAUCUUCAUUUUUAACCUUUCCAUCCUGGACGCUUAUUUUGGUCUCAUGACGCCGGUGGACAUGGCCAACCGUCUGUACUUCAACGAUCCGUCCGUCUGGUACUCCCAGCGUUUCGCCUACGGACUUAAAGACGUGACUCCGUUGUUUCUCACCUGUAUAUGUCUGGACAGGUACGUCGCUGUGGUCCAUCCCAUCCUCUUCACGGGGAUCCGUGACACUCGCAUCCGGAUCGGCAUCUCGCUGCUGGUGUGGGGACUCAUCCUGGCCUACUCACUGACCAAAUGCAUCUUAGGCAUCCUGAGCGUGAACGAGGUCUUCAGCGGAGUCAUCCUCUCGGCCUUCUUCAUCAUGGUAUUCUGCAACCUCUCCAUCAUCUGGGUCCUCAGGAAGAGCGUCGCAGGGAAAGAAGUCAUGAACCCGGUGAAGAAGAAGGCCUUUAAAAUGGUGCUUAUCGUCCUCGCCAUCAUCGUUGGGAACUAUCUGCCUCCCGUGGCUCUGUUGCCGUUUGCAUCCACCUUCUCGUUCAAGAAGCUGCACUGUAAGGUUCUUCUUGGCGUCUUCUCCAUCAUGGACCUGAGCUGCACCAUCGAGCCUCUGCUCUACAUCUCUAAGAUGGAUCGGUCCAAGUUCUGUCAAUGCCUGCAGAGUCCUUCCAAGAAACCCAUCACCGUGAGGGUCUGAAAUGAAAAACUGUCUGAUUUUAUGUGAUUGUAUACUUUUGAAUUGUUAUUGUAUCUUUCUAAUCCAGUGGUUCUCAACUGGCGUCUGUUGUGAUUGGUCACUAAAAGAGGGAAAAACCCAAAGUUAAGUGUAAAAAGUAAACAAAACUAAUCAUUUGACAUUAAAAUAGACUCAUCAACCAAAUAAAGAAAAGAGAAAAGACCUUCCAUAUGCAUAGCUACUGAUGUCAAAGGUUGUGUGUCCAUCAAAUUCUACAGUAGCUUGGCACAAAUUCAUCCUACCACAGUAAGAUUUCUCUUUAUGGAGUAAAGUCUAAUUAGACAUAUGGAUCAGCUUGGACAGGGUGUGUGACGCUCUCAUCCUCAAACCAUGAACAAAACUACACACUCCAAGAUACAUAACAUUCUCUCACUCUGUGCGUUUAGUGAACUGUCUGCUGCAUAGAAACACUUCAAUCUGGUUAGUCCUGUACAUAAUUUUUCAUCUUGCUGAGCCUUUGCAGGGUCUACUUAUUCCAACAUUGAUACAUUUCAAUGUUUAAUAUGUCAAAUGUAGCACUGUGUUGCAUGAUGCUUGGUUUACUGCUCUUUUUUGAAAUGCUGAUUCGAUCAAAACCAGUAGAGAAGCACUGAUUUAACGAAGCAUGUUGACUUUCUGAAACUGUGCUGGUUGUUGUGUUUUCUGUGUGUGGUGUUCCCCAGACGUCUCCUGUUUGCCUGUUUCUCCGCUGCUCGUUUAACUCCUCGAGACUCUCUUCUGAUUGAUCUUCAGACUCUGGGAAGAUCAGGCUACAGCGAACAAAUCUGAACUUCACUUUCUUCUCCUCACUGUUGUGUUUGUGUCAGAUAACCUGAUUCUUUUACUUCUCACAGAAUAGAUACCAGCUUUCCAGAUGCAUAAUUAAGAACACUAACGAGUCACUAAUUAAGACGUUAAUUAAAAUGCCUGGGGAUUAAUUAAGAACGGACUGAAGUGACGCAGAUGGUACGAGCUUGUAAUUGUGUAACUAGAUGAUGGUAUGAGAUUAAUUAACAUGAAAAACAUUUACAGUAGAUGCUCAGGUGAGCUUGUGUUGUCAUUGACCUCGGACUGCUAGAGAUGGUUUAAUAACCCGAGCAUAAUAGACAAGAAAUAUGAACAGUUGCUGUAUUUUUGAUGCAUAAAGGAACUCCAAAAAUGAUAUACUUACUUGUCUGUGUUCACUUAUUCUUCCAUUCUGAAUUGCCACAUGUGAACAACCUCAGAAAUGUCAAAAUAACAGAAGAG
Cyprinus carpio (common carp) is the source of this 4409-nucleotide messenger RNA. RefSeq names its product G-protein coupled receptor 35-like. Gene Ontology annotation, biological process: positive regulation of Rho protein signal transduction; phospholipase C-activating G protein-coupled receptor signaling pathway. Gene Ontology annotation, molecular function: G protein-coupled receptor activity. Gene Ontology annotation, cellular component: membrane. The coding region runs from base 1884 to 3143 and encodes 419 amino acids. The transcript is spliced from 2 exons. The record is from RefSeq and is a predicted model, not a curated record. NCBI's taxonomy places the organism in Eukaryota, Metazoa, Chordata, Actinopteri, Cypriniformes, Cyprinidae.